AUGAACCAAUCAAUUCAUGGAAUAUUUCGAUAUAACUAUUCUAAAACAUAUUGUUCUAUUAUGAUUCAAAAUCAAAUUGUUAAUAUCAUUAUUCCUAAAUUAUAUUGUAAUGGAGCAUUAGAUGGGGAUGAAGUUAGUGUUAGUAUUUUAAGUCCAAAUUACUGGGAGGUGGUUGACCUUAUCACUGGAAAUAUCAUUCAAAGUACAAAACCAAAUGACAAUUUUAAAAUGUUUCUUCCUCAAAUUCAAAUAACAAACAUUAUUCAAUUAAUUCAAUUAAUUCAACAAGUUAAUGGCAGGACAAUAGUUGCUGUAGGAAAAGUUGAUUCAAUUAAUAAUACUCAAGACAUAGAAUGUACAGGAUAUAUAGAACAUAGAAUGUUUUUUUGUGAUGAUAAACGAAUACCUGUAUGUAAAAUAAACAAUUCAGAUACUAAUUUUCAUCGAGUUAAAGGUAGGUUCAAGAGAAGAGAACAAAUUUUUGAGGUAGAAUCUAUUAUUCAAUACAAACAAACAAAAGAAAAAAGUAAAGAAAAUGAAAUGGAUGAUUCAGAAACAAUUAUAAUUAUGUGUGAUGAUAUAACUCAACAAAACACACAAUUAUGUACUCCAGACUCAAAUAUAAUAUAUUGUGUUGAACCAGAAAAUGAUGGAAUUCAUUUUGAUCUUAGAAAUAGAAGAGUAUUUACAAUAGAUAAUAAAGAAACAAAAAUGAGGGAUGAUGCUCUUCAUAUUUGUUUUGUUUCACAAAAUGAAAUAGAAAUUGGUAUUCAUUGUAUAGAUUUUACUGAUGAAAUAACCGCUCAACAAAUAUCAGACAUAAUUAACGGCAAACGAGAAGGUAAUUCUGGAAAUUUAUUUGAUAAAAAAAAGAGUGAGUCAUUAUCUUUAAAUAAAGGUAAAAUAUGUUCUGCAUUUUCUGUUUUAUUUAAUGUUGAUUUAACAAGACAAUGUAUUCAAAAAGUAAGAAUAGGUAAGACAAUUAUUCGGAUCAAUACUAAUUUAACAUUUGAUCAGUUUGAUAAUGUUUGCAAAGGCACAGACUCUUCCUUUGAUAGUUGUUUCUAUCCUAAAGAACAAAUCAUUAAAGAUUGUCUUAAUUUGAAAAUGGUCACACAAAAAAUACUCCUUCCAUCAUUAAAAGGUUAUACAAAACAAGGAGAUAAUGGUGGAGAUGAUAUCAUUCGUAUUCUUGGUGAGUUUGUUGGAAGAGUAGUUGGUGAAAUUCUUUAUAGGAACUAUGGAGAUUUGGCAAUUGUACUUAAAUUCAGAAAUAUCCAUUUUGCUUCUUUCAGGUCUCCUCUUAGAAAGGUUCAUGAUAUGUGUGUUAUUAAACAGUUGGAAUCUGUUUCUUGCCAUUACAAUGACGAAGAAAUGGCACUGUAUGUUUGUUAUGGAAAAGAAGGUUUAGAGAAACUUAUUAAACAAAGUCAUUAA
This is a messenger RNA of Entamoeba nuttalli P19, 1437 nucleotides long. Its product is annotated as RNB family domain containing protein. Gene Ontology annotation, cellular component: P-body; exosome (RNase complex). Gene Ontology annotation, molecular function: RNA binding; 3'-5'-RNA exonuclease activity. The transcript has a single exon. The record is from RefSeq and is a predicted model, not a curated record. Gene Ontology annotation, biological process: mRNA catabolic process. Lineage: Eukaryota; Evosea; Mastigamoebida; Endamoebidae. Bases 1 to 1437 code for a protein of 478 amino acids.